Molecule: messenger RNA, 2210 nt
Organism: Anguilla anguilla (European eel)
Lineage: Eukaryota; Metazoa; Chordata; Actinopteri; Anguilliformes; Anguillidae
Product: alpha-2-antiplasmin-like
Exons: 8
Coding region: 245-1612 (455 amino acids)
Biological process (GO): negative regulation of endopeptidase activity; negative regulation of fibrinolysis
Molecular function (GO): serine-type endopeptidase inhibitor activity
Source: RefSeq, a predicted model, not a curated record
GGAUUUCUCUUUUGGAUGAAUGUUUGACCUCUGGUUCCUAUGUCUCAAUAUUUACAUUCACAAACAAGUUGUGACUUAUAUGAAGCACAGAUCAAUGGUGGCUGAAUAUUAACCGCUGCCUGAGACACUGCCAACACUGGACACAGGAAUUUUAUUCCGGCGUGCACUAGCAGUUCUCCCUCUCCAUUCCAGGCUGAGUUUCACUGUCUCCCAGCAAGGGAUUGGCCAGGCUGACAAAAGGGACAUGGACCUCCGUCUGCUAGCACUCCUGUUACUCUGCCUCUGCAGACAAGGACUGACAGACCCGACCGCAGAGGAUCCCAGCACCCCCGGCCACGGGCCGGCACUCAACGCCUCCUCCCCAAAUGGAGAAGACUCUUUAGAAAAGGUGGAGGAGGAGGUGAAGGAUGGGGAAGGGGAGAAAGAGAGCUGCACAGCUGAAGAGCUCAGUCCAGAAGCCAAGAGAGAAGUGGGUGCGGCUAUCUUGAAGCUGGGUCUGCAGCUUCUGGAGAAUCUGAAGACAGGGCCGGAGCAGCCCAACGUGAUCAUAUCUCCCCUCAGUGUCUCACUGGCGCUGUCCCAGCUGGCCCUAGGAGCGGCGAACGAGACAGAGAAGUUGCUCCUGCAGACCCUGAAGGCAGAUGACCUGCCCUGUUACCACCAGUCCCUGCGCAGUCUCCUGCAGCACCUGAGAAACAGCACUGUAAAGAUCGCCACACGCAUUUACCUGGAGGCAGGAUUUAAGGUGAAGCCAGAAUUUAUACAGCAGUCCCUACGCACGUAUGACUCAGAACCCGCACUGCUAGCAGGGCGAGAGGAAAUCAACCAAUGGGUACAGAAAGCCACAGAUGGCCACAUGACUGACUUCCUGUUAACUCUUCCUCCAAAUUUGGUCCUUAUGCUUAUCAACGCGGUACACUUCAAAGGAGAAUGGGUGGCCCGCUUUGAUCCCGCCUUGACCGCCAAAGACCGGUUCUACAUCGACAGCAAGAAUAUCGUUGAUGUUGACAUGAUGGUGGGGCACAAAUACCCCUUGAGUCUGCUGAUGGAUGGUGAGCUGGGUGCUCAGGUGGCAAGUUUCCCCUUCAAAGCGAACAUGAGCCUGCUGGUGGUGAUGCCCAUGUCCGGGAAGGUCAACGUCUCUGCCAUCGCCGCCAAACUCAACACCUCGGACCUGUACGCCCGCCUGCCCAGCGAGAAGGCCAUGCAGGUCAAGCUGCCCAAAUUUAAGCUGGAGUACGGGCAGGAGCUUGAGGAUGCACUCACUAGCAUGGGGUUGGGGAGUCUCUUCUCGGCCCCGGAUUUGUCGGGCAUAACUGACAGCCCCCUGGUGGUGUCCAGUGUGCAGCACAAGUCCAGCAUGGAGCUGCACGAGGAGGGGGCGGAGGCUUCAGCUGCCACCGCCGUUUCCACCACCCGCGCCAACCUUUCCUUCAGCGUCAACCAGCCCUUCCUUUUUGCCCUCUUGGACGAUGCCACCCAAACACCCAUCUUCCUCGGGGUCAUCAGAAACCCCGACCCGGGCGCCACUGCCAUGCAGAACGACGAUCCUGAGAGAACAGGCUGCCCUGAUCGCGGGCAUUCUGACAGCUCUGAUGAUCUGACCAAGUAAGAGAGAAGCACAUUGACUGUAAGGAGGGAGUGAGACAAUCAAGCCAGAAUUGCACUGCUGACCAUCAACCAGCAGGGGGAGCACAAGAGGGACAAAUCCAAAUGAAGAUUUUGUACACGUGAGCUGCAUAUCUAUGUAUAAUGGAUUGGAUCUGCUGAGUCUCAACACAUUGAAGGAAUUAAAGAUUACCAAUUGAGUAGCAGGAGAUUAAUCUAAUGGUGGAGUAGUUAUUUUUAUUUAUCUGAGUCUAAUUGGCCAUGUUUCAGCAAAAUAGAUGUCAGCCAACUGAAUUGUGGGGGUGGGAGGGUUACCUGAGUGUUGUGAACUAGACUGGUAUAAACAUGUUGUUUAAAGUACACACACAUACAUUUAAACAUGUAUAAACACAAAUGGAUUGAUGUCCAACAAAACUACAAUAUUUGUUUGGUACUGUUUGCUUUUAUUUCUGAACAUGUUCAGUGUUAUUUUCCAUCAAAGGAUAUUGUUUGUUUUUCAGUAAUGAUACAGAACUGGUGUUCAUUUCCUUCUGAACAUCAUAACCUUCUCCUCUUGACGCAAAUCUCUAAUGUUAUUGAUUAAAGAAAGGUGAAAACUAAAA